Molecule: messenger RNA, 1486 nt
Organism: Arabidopsis arenosa
Lineage: Eukaryota; Viridiplantae; Streptophyta; Magnoliopsida; Brassicales; Brassicaceae
Source: the annotation of a GenBank genome assembly
GUGAGGAUUGAGAUCGGAAAAAAAUGGAGGAAAGAGGAUUUAUGUCACCUUCAUUGGCCAUAUCGGCGUCUUAUCGACAAGGAGGAAGCAAAGGCAUGUCACGACGGAGGUCAAUGAGGCCAAGCCUUGACGCGGAUAACGAGUUCAUGAACGUUCUCCAUGGCUCAGAUCCCGUGAGAAUUGAGUUAAAUCGGCUGGAGAAUGAAGUCAGAGGGAAUUAUCAAGGACAAGCUGAAAUCAAAGCUUUGAGGUUGUCUGAACGACAAAGAGAGAAAGCUGUUGAAGAGAUUGCUAAACUUCAAGACGACAACAAAUCAUUGGACCACCUAACCAAAUCAAAGGAAGCAGCUUUGCUUGACGUUGAAAGGACAGUUCAGUCUGCAUUGGCAAAGGCUUCAAUGGAAGAGAAUAAAAUUAUAGACAAGAUGCACAGACAGAAGGUUGCAGAAGUUGAAAAGCUUAUGCAGAGUGUGCGGGAGUUAGAAGAAGCUGUUCUUGCUGGUGGUGCAGCUGCAAAUGCAGUGAGAGAUUACCAGAGGAAAUUUCAAGAAAUGAAUGAAGAGAGGAAAAAUCUUGAACGGGAAUUGGCCCGUGCGAAGGUAAAUGCAAAUAGAGUUGCUACUGUUGUAGCAAACGAAUGGAAAGAUACUAAUGACAAAGUGAUGCCUGUAAAAGUGUUAGAAGAGAGUUUAAAGGGGCCUACAAGCAGCAGCAGUAGAGGCACAUCCGUUGGUAGAAGUUCGAGCAACGGGCCUUCUCGAAGACAAGCCCUCGGUGGAGCUGAAACAACAUGCGAAAGGAACAUCAAGAUCAUUGAUGGGGACACCAGAUCACUGGAUAGAAGCAAAGUGCUAAUAAAUGGACCAAGAUCGAAUUUUUCUUUGAACCACCAAUCUUCUGAAGGAACUAGCAGAGGCGAGACGCCUAGCUCAAUAAAAGGGGAAGCAGAAGCAGAUGACAAGUCAACAAAUAAUGAUAGCGUCCCCAGUGUCUUGUACGAUUUGCUGCAGAAAGAGGUCAUAACAAUAAGAAAAGCUGCGCAUGAUAAAGAUCAGAGCCUGAGAGACAAGGACGAAGCUAUUGAGAUGUUGGCCAAGAAGGUUGAAACAUUAACAAAGGCGAUGGACGUUGAGGCAAAGAAGAUGCGAAGAGAAGUAGCUGUAAUGGGGAAAGAAGUUGCUGCAAUGCGUGUUGAUAAAGGACAACAAGAUAGUAAGACCAGACGUCUCUCGGCCUCAAAGGGAAACACUGCUCAACUUCUUUCUGGAAGAGUGUCUGGACGAAUUGGGAUGACGAGGAGCACGCAGUGACAAACUGAUUCGAUCAACGAUCUCUGUGGGUUGCCUUCAAUGGUUCUUGUGCCAAAUUGAGAGAAGGGAUUCAAAAGCCGAAAGAGAUAAUCUUGUAAAGAACCUGAUUGAUUCGAUGUGUGCUUCUUCUCUAAAGCAUUCCAACAUUCAAGGUAAAGGGAGACAUUGACUUCACU